Molecule: messenger RNA, 3730 nt
Organism: Colius striatus (speckled mousebird)
Lineage: Eukaryota; Metazoa; Chordata; Aves; Coliiformes; Coliidae
Gene: GTF3C2
Product: general transcription factor IIIC subunit 2
Exons: 18
Coding region: 584-3280 (898 amino acids)
Biological process (GO): transcription by RNA polymerase III
Cellular component (GO): transcription factor TFIIIC complex
Molecular function (GO): protein binding
Source: RefSeq, a predicted model, not a curated record
GGGAGACACCAUGAUCAGGCAGGUGGUUUUCCCAGGGCGAGGCUCAUCCCUUGCACUCCGGGUGUGCUGACCCCUGCGAUUUCCCCAAAUGCGGGAAACUCGACUGCAUAAUUUGUGGUAGUGGGGGACUGCGUUCGCGCUCUCCCCUGGCUUACGAGGUUUAACAAUAGAAAUAACCUCUCAGGCUGAGGUGUAUGUGUCCGGAUAACGUGGCUGCGCCCGCUGUGUCCCGCCGGUGACUCCUGCGCAUGGCCGUCAGCAUGCAUGCAAUGGGUUCUUUGAAUAUGUUCCAUCAUUCCACCCUUCCCCAUCCCGUCUCAGCACCCCGCGCCAGGUGGUCCCCUCGGUCCGGGAGUCAGGCCCCUCUCUAACCUGACCGGCCACCUCCGAUUCCAAGCGCGUGUCACAGACCCGUGCGCGGGAGCCGUGUCCUGCCUCGGCUCCUCCCCGCUUGCGAGUGACGCCAUCGCCUCGCGACGGCACCGCCGCCUCGACGACUUCCCGUUCUUCUUCCUCCUCCUUCCGUCCUGGCAGACCCGGUCCGUCGCGGUGGCUCCGGGAGCCCCUUCCCUUCGCCGCCCGGAUGGCGUCCAGCGCCGGCCGUGGGCCGCGCUGCCGGGAACGGAGCCGCCGGGGCCGUUCGGGACGGGGCUCGGUACCCGCCGGGCGCAGCCGCAGCCGGAGCCGAAGCCGCGUGCGGGGAGGCGAGCUCCAAACCCACCGGGAACAGUCACCACUCGGAGAUCCAGAGGUUUUGUCCCACUCUGAGGAGGAAGCGGAUGCUGCCGAGCCCCAGCAAAAAAACACCCGAAACCAAAAAGCGAAAAGGAAUCGCCAUGAUUCCCGCGGUGCGGUCCCUGUGGAGGGCGAGGUGCACGGGGAGCCCUCGGGGAGCCCUCAGAACGGGUGUGUGCCGCCUCCCGCUCCCAAGGUGCCCGGGAAACGUGGACGGAAAUCGAAGACGGAGCUACUGCUGCUGAAGCUGUCGCAGGACCUGGACUGCCCGAGCCCGGAGCCCAUCUGCGUGGAGAAGGUGCUGGGGAGCAGCGAAGCAGCACAAGGCCUGGAGCCCGCCCCGGGCGGGCGCCCCAAGAGACGGGCAGCCAAAGUGGCUUUGCUGUACCUGCAGGAGCUGGCAGAGGAGCUGACAUCGGUGUACCAGCCCCCAGCUCCCACCGAGGGUGCCCAGGAGCCAGAGCCAGCGCUGGAGCGUACCCAGAAGCAGCGUCGGAGCCGGAGGAAGAAGGAGGAAGAGGCAGACAGUGAUGAUGCCACACGAGAUGCUGAUUUUGUGCCCUCGAAGGAGGUUUUGCUGCAGGCCGAGGAGGAGGAGGGAAGUGACUCGCCCCUCAGUGAGGCAUCAGAACAGGAGCUCGAGGUGCUGCGAGAACACGGGGCGAAGGUGCCGUCUUCAAGGAGAUCCAAGCCCCAGUGCCGAGGCCUUGCUCCCAACGGUUUCCACAACUCCAUCAUGGCCCCGGUGGAGAAGUGCUCCAGCCUCACCUGCAGCUUGCGGGAUCAGAAGUACUCACAGUGGGAGUUUCCCGACUGGAUUCCUUUGGCUCACAAGUGGAUGUGUCUCUCUGAAAGCGAAGCUGCCCCGUACCUGCCAGCAGAGGAGAAGUCUCCCUUCUUCUCCAUCCAGCGGGAGGGCAUCGAGGACAACAGUGCCUUGUACAGGGUAAACAGGUUCGGCUCCCUGCAGCCCCACGAGGAGCGUCUGGACAUGUCCUUCUUUGUGGGCGGCCCAGUGUGGGCGAUGGAGUGGUGCCCAUGCCCCGAGGGCUCAGCGGCCACUCAGUACGUGGCUCUCUAUUGCCACAGGAGCAUGGAGGAGACGCACAGCAUGACUGGGCUCCACGGGGGCCCCGCGCUCCUGCAGCUCUGGGGCCUGGGCAUGCUGCAACAGGACCAGGGCUUUGCCGCCAAAGCCGGGCUGGCCUACGCCAUCGCUGCUGAUCAUGGCUGUGUCUGGGACAUGAAGUUCUGCCCCAGCGGUGCCUGGGAGCCACCCACCGCUGCUAGGAAGCACCCGCAGCUGAGCCGCUUGGGCCUGUUGGCUGUCGCCUUCUCAGAUGGCAAAGUGGUGCUGUACUCCCUCCCGCACCCUGGGGCCCUGCAGUGCUGCAGGAGAACACAGGUAAAAGAUGGAUCCUUCCACAAGCACUUUAUCUGCAAGGUCCAAGGUAUUGCCACGCUCCAGGUGGGCUCUAUCCAGGCAGGGAACGCAUCUGAGUGUGGCCAAUGCUUCAGCCUCUCCUGGAUGCCAUCAAAGCCCCACCAUCACCUUGCAGCUGGAUUUUAUGAUGGCACUGUAGCCAUCUGGAACCUACUCACUAAGUCUCUGCUGCAGUGCGUGCGUCAGCCUGACAGCUCCCUCAAGCUCUACCCUUUCCAGUGCUUUCUGGCCCACGACCACGCCGUGCGGAGCAUCGAGUGGUGCAAGGCCGACAGCAACUUCCUGGUCACGGCAGGGAGCGACCGUAAGAUCAAGUUCUGGGACCUGCGGCGGCUCUAUGAGCCCAUCAACAGCAUCAAGCGCUUUCUUAGCACCGAGGUGGCUUGGCUGCUGCCCUACAAUGGGGUCACUGUGGCCCAGGACAACUGCUAUGCCUCUUAUGGUCUCUGUGGGAUCCACUAUAUCGACGCCGGGUACUUGGGCUUCAAGGCUUAUUUUGUGGCACCUCGUAAGGGGACUGUGUGGAGCAUCUCUGGCUCGGACUGGCUGAACACGGUGGCUGCAGGGGACAUCACCGGCGAGCUGGUGGCUGCGGUGCUGCCCAACCUGGCCAUCAAUCCCCUCAACGUCAAGCGCUCCUCCGACCGCAGAUUUCCCGUGUACAAAGCUGACCUGCUGCCCUAUGGCUCCACGGGCACAGACGGUGGUGAGCAGGCUCUGCCCAGGACCAGGCGCUACAACGAGAUGGUGGCCAAGAGCUACAUCCAGUUCCGAGACACGGACCUGCGCAGCUUCAAGAACUUCUCGAGCCGGGAGCCCAUGCGCAGGAUGCACGCACAGGAGGUGAAGGGAGAGCUGAGCCUUGAUCGCCUGCAGCUGGAGUCUCUGCACAAGGUGCGCUUCAGCCCCAACCUGGACUCGCACGGCUGGCUGGUGUCAGGGGGACAGGCGGGCAUUGUGCGUGUGCACUGCCUGACGGGACUGGCCUGUGGCGUGAGCCACCAGCUGCUCUCCGAGCGCCGUGCCCACUUCAGCUCCCUCUAUGGUGACAAGCUCGGCAGCCCCAGCCCUGCUGAGCCCUCCCCACGGCCACCGGAGUAGCACAUGGAUCCUUUGUGCUGCUGCCCCACACACUGGCCCCGGGCAGGCCAAGGGGCCACUGUGGCCGUGUGCCCAUUCUCGGUGCUUCUCCCCCUCAGGGCCCUCACCUGGGGCAUAGCCACUGCUCCCAGACAUCUCCUGGGACAUUGGGGACACUGAUGCUCCUGCUCAGGGCCCCAGAGGUCCCUUUUGCGGGGUUUGGCCUGAGCUGGCACAGUGUACGAGGCAUGGGGGAUAGUGCCUGGCUGUGGGAUGGGAUGUGGGGUGAGGGACCCGGUGCUGGGGAAGCACCAGUGGGACCCCAAGCUGUGUGGGGCUGUGCUGCCUCCUGCCUCCUGCCCCCAGUGCGGGGGGCACCCCUGUUCUGGGCGGGAGCAGGCCAGGAGCUCCCGAGUUGCUCACAUUGAGCCUGUGUUUGGCUGUGCAGUAAACGUGGUGUGUUUUGUAUGG